Molecule: messenger RNA, 102 nt
Organism: Colletotrichum orchidophilum
Lineage: Eukaryota; Fungi; Ascomycota; Sordariomycetes; Glomerellales; Glomerellaceae
Exons: 1
Coding region: 1-102 (33 amino acids)
Source: RefSeq, a predicted model, not a curated record
AUGUUGGCGACGAAAGCUCAUGUGCAACCGGUACAAGAGCGCAGCUUCUGGCUCCCGCCCAGGUCCCUCGAGGUCCCUCUUUGGUCAUUCAGCCCAAGAUAA